UAAAUGAGCAUAAUUAUCAAAAUUCAUAGGCAUUAUGUUUCAAAUGCAGGUUUUACCUAAAACAAUCAUGUAUAGAAAAAUUGGUGCGGCUAUUGGUAUUGACCUUGGAACAACAUAUUCUUGUGUGGGUGUUUGGCAAAAUGACCAAGUUGAGAUCAUAUCCAAUGAUCAAGGAAAUAGGACUAUGCCAUCUUGUGUUGCUUUCACGAAUGGCGGACGUCUAAUAGGUGAAGGUGCAAAGAACCAAAUUACUAUGAACCCCGCCAACACCAUUUAUGAUGCAAAAAGAUUGAUUGGAAGGAGAUUCAAUGAUACCAAACUUCAGCAAGACAUCAAGUUAUGGCCUUUCAAAAUCAUAAAAGGUACUAACGACAUUCCGAUGAUUGUAGUUUCACACAAUGGUGAAGAGAAGGAGUUUUCCGCAGAGGAGAUUUCAUCCAUGGUUCUUAUUAAAUUGAAAGAAGCUGCAGAGAAAUUCCUUGGUAAAACUGUACGUGACGCAGUCAUCACGGUACCAGCUUAUUUUGAUGAUUCUCAACGCCAAGCAACAAAGGAUGCUGGUCAUGUUGCUGGACUUAAUGUUCUACAGAUAAUCAAUGAGCCAACCUCAGCAGCAAUUGCAUAUGGAUUAGACAUGAAAAAUGAUAUAGUUCGUGACAUAAAUGUGCUCAUCUUUGAUUUAGGUGGUGGUACAUUUGAUGUCUCUCUUGUCACCAUUGAUAAGAAGGGUACGAUAACAGUUAAGGCUGUUGCUGGUGACACUCACUUAGGUGGCCAGGACUUCGAUAACGCAAUGGUUGACUAUUUUGUGGAACAAUUCAAGAGAAAGCACAAGGCAGACAUCAGUGUGAAUAAAAAAGCACUAUCUCGGUUGAGGGAAGCUUGUGAAAAAGCAAAAAGAGUUCUCUCUUCAAUUAUUGAUACUACUAUCGAUAUUGACAACUUGCAUGAUGGUGUUGAUUUUUCUAUGAGAAUAUCUCGUGCAAAGUUUGAAAAGCUUAAUGAAGAUUUCUUUAGUAAUUGUAUAAAGAUGGUGGAGACGUGUUUGGGUGACGCAGAAAUGAAUAAAAAACAGAUAGAUGAGGUAGUAUUAGUUGGUGGGUCAACCAGGAUACCCAAGGUACAACAAUUAUUGAAAGACUUCUUCCAAGGAAAAGAGCUUUCUAAGAAGAUCCAUGUUGAUGAGGCAGUUGCAUAUGGUGCAACAGUUCUUGCUGCAAAAUUAACUGGCUAUACCGGUAAAAGAGUUAGCAACUUAGUGUUGAUAGAUGUUGUGCCUUUGUCACUUGGUAUAGAAAUUUAUGGUGGCUCUUUGUCUGUUUUAAUUAAAAGAAAUUCCCCAAUACCAGCCAAGAAGGAAGAAAUUUAUGUUAAUGCUAAGGAUUACCAAGAUACGUUACCUUUCAAUGUCUAUCAGGGUGAGAGAAGUAUGGCAAAAGACAAUAAUUGGCUGGGAAAAUUCGAUGUUGCAGUCCCACCUCUACUAAAGGGUUUGUCAAAGGUAAAAGUGAUCUUUGACAUUGAUGCUAAUGGCAUUUUAAAUUGCUCGGGAGUGGAAUUAACAACUGGCCUAAAAAAAGGGAUUAUAGUUACCAAUUACAAGGAGAGACUUUCAACACGAAAUAUUGAAAAAAUGUUAGAUGAUGCUCACAAGUACAAAUUACAAGACGAGGAGUACAAGAAGAAGGUUUUUGUACGUAAUGCAUUGGAGGACUACAUUUACGAUGUGAAAAGCAAAAUCAAGAAAAUAGGAAACACUACCAAGAUGUUUACUAAGAAAGAACUAGAAAUAAUGGAAUCUGCCAUAGAAAAAGCAAGCGAAAUUCUUAAUGAAAGCCAGCUUGCGGGUUUUGAUGAGUAUCAAAAGGCGCUAAAUCAGUUGGAAAAGGUAUGCCUGCCAAUCAUUGCCCAACAUGUUUAAACAACAUUUUCUUAAUUGUGAUGGAGAUUUAGUUGGAGUGUCAUCUACUAUAAAGUAUGUUCUAUAAUUUGUAUUUUUCAAUAAAAGUUUACAUUUCACUGUUGGAUUGAUUUUGUUUGUGAGUGAAGAAUCAAAUGAUGUUGAUAAUAUUUCUACUAUAUACAGUCAAUAAAUAUAUUUCUCCUUUUUCAAGUGUAUC
Lactuca virosa is the source of this 2120-nucleotide messenger RNA. NCBI's taxonomy places the organism in Eukaryota, Viridiplantae, Streptophyta, Magnoliopsida, Asterales, Asteraceae. The record is from the annotation of a GenBank genome assembly.